CACACGCCGCGGCUCUCGCCGAACCAUUCAACCUGGCGGAAUCGUCGAAGAAACGCAAGACGUACCACGGGGAGCAUUGGCUCGCGCUCACGCGAAUAUGAGCAUGACUCUCGUCCGGAAUACGUUCAAAGGUUGCAGCGAGGACGAGGCAGCAGGUGUCGUGAACGCGGAGGUGGGCGGAGGUUGCGCGACCGGGGCGCCAACCACAGGAAGUGGCGUUGGAGGUGGUAGCGGGACAGGUAGCGAGGUUGGCGAUGGUGGUAGAGCAGGAGCAGGAACAGAAGGAGGCGGUGGUGGCGGCGGCGGCGGUGGUGGCGAGGGCGGAUCGACGAAGCAGGGUGGCGCGAGGUGUCCCCAGUGCGGCUUCCUCUGUUGGGACGUCCACGUGCUUCAGCUCCAUCUCGAGAACACGCACAAGACCUCGUACGCCAUCGACAAGAACGAUCUCAACGCUCAAUUCCCUCAAGUGUCCUGCAAGGUGUGCAGCAAGACUUUUGCUAACGUCUACCGACUCCAGAGGCACAUGAUCAGCCAUGAUGAGAGUGCCGUGCUUCGUAAGUUUAAGUGUCCCCAUUGCGAGAAAGCCUUCAAGUUUAAGCAUCACCUCAAGGAGCACCUUCGCAUUCACAGCGGUGAAAAGCCAUUCCAAUGCAACAACUGCGGCAAACGCUUCUCCCAUUCGGGCUCGUAUUCGAGUCACAUGACCUCGAAGAAGUGCCUGAUAGUGAACUUAAAGAAAUCCAGGCAUACGAAUGUGAGCAACGUGGACCGCGGGCCGAAAAAGGCGCAACAACCCCUGCCGCCGAGGCGGCGCGAGGUCGAUCUGCUCGCGGCGAAUAAUAACACUUUCCUCCCCAUUCUGCCGAAGCUUUCACCCUCGGAUUAUCAAGAGAUACAACGGGAAGGCACGGGUAUUUACGAUAUGCCGACGCUUCUGCCGCAAAUGAUGGGCCUCGGCAGCUACUUCCUGCAGACGUCCUUGGGCAAGCUCUUAAAUCAGCUACAUUCCAAGAGAUUGGACGAGGUAGCCGAGCAAGUCGAGUCUCAUCGGGAGCUUAUGAGCCCGUCGACGGCGGACUCUGAGGGCACGGAGGGCACAGAGGGCAAAGAAUCACCGGCGCCGACCGACUCGCAAGGCCUCGACGCGGUUCGACGUAUCCUCGAAACGGUGAACACCUCCGUCACGAAGCAAUUACUCGAGGCGAACGUGAGGAAAUUGUCCACCUCGCCGGCCACGAUGAAACGAGAGUUCGAGGAGGAUUAUCAAGAUCAAGACAGCGAGAUGUCCAGCGAGAUGGCACAUUAUCCAGACUGGUCGGAUAAAUAUGACUCGCAGAGCGAAGGUUUGGCGGCGAAACUCGAGGACGUGAAUCAGCCCAGCGCGAAAUCGGGGUACAAGAGAAAAGCGGAGGAGGUGGACGAGGAGGACGAGGAGGUGGACGAGGAGGACGAGGAGGACGGCACACAAACGCACAAUGACAACGGAAGGAGAGUCAGGGCUAGAUCGUUGAUAGACGACGAGCAAUUGGCCGUUCUCAAGGGUUACUAUGCCAUUAAUCCUCGACCGAAGAAGGAGGAGAUCAUCAGGAUCGCCAACUAUAUCAAUUUUCCUACUCGUGUAGUACAGGUUUGGUUUCAAAAUUCCCGAGCGAGGGACCGACGAGAAUCGAAGAUACCACCUCUGGUACCAUUGGCAAAUUCAACCAGUCAGACCGCGUACGAACAGCCAUUAGAUUUGUCGAAGAAAGAGGCACUCACGGACUCGGCGUGCAAAGACAAUGAAACUAUCUGUGUAAAGUUCACGUCGUCGUCUCCUGAUGAACAGAAGAACGACAAUGCGCCGUCGCAUAAUCAAGACGCGGAUGAUCUGGAAGAUUCGCCGUUGAUCAUCGACGAGGAGACCACCGAUUCUGUAGAAACGAAACGCACGGCCCCGAAUGGGAGAGAAAUUAUUCCAAAGGGUCAACCUCAGACAAAUGCAAAGAACGAAAGUGAAAACGCGAGACAACCGGAGGCUUCGCCAGCGGGGGAAAUCGAGCAGGGUGUCUAUUUCUGUGAUCGGUGUGACAAAACAUUCUCCAAGCACAGUUCCCUAGCAAGACACAAAUACGAACAUUCCGGGCAAAGGCCGUACAAAUGCGUGGAGUGCCCAAGGGCGUUCAAACAUAAGCAUCAUCUGACCGAACACAAGCGACUGCACAGCGGCGAAAAGCCCUUUCAGUGCUCCAAGUGCCUCAAGCGCUUCUCUCACUCCGGCUCCUACAGCCAACACAUGAAUCAUCGUUUCUCUUACUGCAAGCCGUAUAGAGAAUAGAAGUAUUCCCGCUAGUUGAAAACGAAGACUCUCUCGCUGAAUUAGCUAAGUAUGGAUGUACGGUCCUUUCUUCCUUCCGCGACACAGGACUAAGCAUUUAGAAGAAAAAAAAGAAAAAAGAAAAAAAGAGGAAAACAAAACAAGCUUGGAAACAGGAAAUAAUAUUAUCUAAUAUUAUCCCGCGCGUGAAGAAAGAAAACGCGUGGGAACCAGAUUAGAAGAACGGGAAAGACUUAACGACGAAUACUUCCAAACGCGAUCUCGCGCACGUAUUUUACACUUGCGGAAAGGCUUGCGUGAAACAGAGCAAGUGAUAAUUAGAGCCUAAAAAAAAAAGUGUAUUUAGCUGAAGAAGGAAACGCGUGUUGAUCGAGAAAGGAAAAAGAGAAGAAACUGUGCGAUUUCGAAGAAGAUGAAGAAAGAAGAACAAUAAGAAGAUCGAAACGACGCGAAUGAGAUUCGACAAUCGCGACUCUGCUCGAGGAAACAGCAGCAUUUUAACAUCGUCACAAAGUGUCACGUGAGUUUCUUCUCAAGUUCGUUCUUGCGCUGAAUCAAAGAUUUAAAAAAAAAAAAGAAAGAAGAAAAGAUGGAAGAUGGAAGCGGAAAAGUAAAAAAUAAAAAAGAAAAAAAAGGAACGAAUUCGUAGCGGCCAUGGGUCGACGAAUUGAAAAAAAAAGAAGAAAAAAAAAAGAAACCAAACAAUACGCAACGGUACCAAAAAUGCAUAAUGCAAUAAUCUAUUAUAUAUUAUAUAUAAUAUACAUAAUAUUUUAGUAUUUUUAUUAACAAGAUUAUUAUAUAUACCAUGACAAUAAUAAGGAAACUAAUUAACGUACAAAUUUGUUAGCCACGUUCGCACGGGGCACGCGAUGUAAUUCAGUCACGACGCGCAAAUUGGCGAAGGGAUAUGACGACGCGAUCUCAAAGUUUCAUUCUUUUUUUUUUUUUUUUUUUUUAAUCGAAUUGCGCGUAUGCAAUUGGAUAUUUCGUAAUGAACGAAACAAAGUUUGAUGAACGAUAAUUAUAACUAUUAUACGAAUGGUGUUUGACGAUCGCAGGAAUAACUUUCUGAAUAUUUUUACAAGUACGAAUAAUUCAUUUACAAGUGAAUG
Molecule: messenger RNA, 3429 nt
Organism: Frieseomelitta varia
Lineage: Eukaryota; Metazoa; Arthropoda; Insecta; Hymenoptera; Apidae
Gene: zfh1
Product: zinc finger E-box-binding homeobox 1
Exons: 9
Coding region: 98-2314 (738 amino acids)
Biological process (GO): regulation of transcription by RNA polymerase II; anatomical structure development
Molecular function (GO): RNA polymerase II cis-regulatory region sequence-specific DNA binding; DNA-binding transcription factor activity, RNA polymerase II-specific
Source: RefSeq, a predicted model, not a curated record